AAUCUUUUAAAUCCGGUUCGUUGAUCGUUAGAAGCGUUUUUCAGACUGAAUCUCGGAGGCUAUCUGAUAACUGACCGUCUGUGAUGAAGAUGAAGAUGAAGGUGAGCAGCUCGCUGUAUGUGGGCGAUCUGGAGCCGGACGUGACUGAAGCCAUGCUGUUCGAGCGAUUCAGAUCACUCGGUUCGGUUCAAUCGAUCCGAGUCUGCAGAGACCGACUCACCUGCCGCUCGCUCGGAUACGCGUACGUUAACUUCGAGCGAGCCGCUGACGCCGAGCGAGCCUUGGACACCAUGAACUUUGACCUCAUGCAGGGGAAGCCCAUGCGUCUGAUGUGGUCUCAGAGAGACCCUUGGCUGAGGAAGAGCGGCGUGGGAAACGUCUUCAUCAAGAACCUGGAGAAAUCCAUCGACAGCGAGGCUCUGUAUGACAUCUUCUCCUCCUUCGGGACCAUCUUAUCCUGUAAAGUGGUUUGCGAUGAAAACGGAUCGAAAGGCUUUGGGUUUGUGCACUUUGAGACGCAUGAAGCUGCUGGUAAAGCCAUCGAGAAACUAAACGGCAUGUUGAUCAAUGAACAGAAGGUGUUCGUGGGACACUUCAAGUCCCAAAAGGAGCGCGAGGCUGAAAUGCAGGCGAGAAACAAAGAGUUCACAAACAUUUUCAUCAAGAACUUUGGGUCGGAUGUGGACGAUGAGAUGCUGACGGAGAUGUUCGGUAAAUUCGGCCCGACUCUGAGCGUUCGGGUCAUGACGGAUGAGAAGGGACAGUCCAGAGGCUUCGGUUUCGUCAGCUUUGAGAAGCACAGCGAUGCCAGACGGGCGGUGGAGGAGCUGAACCGGACGGAGCUGAGCGGCAGAAAGGUGUUUGUGGGCCGCGCUCAGAAGAGACGAGAGCGACAGACGGAGCUGAAGAAGCGCUUCCAGCAGAUCCAGCAGGAGCACAUCAUGCGCUGUCAGGGCGUGAAUCUGUACGUGAAGAAUCUGAGCGAUAGCGUGGACAGUGAAAGGUUAUUCAGAGAGUUCUCUCCGUACGGGAACAUCACCAGCGCUAAGGUGAUGACAGACGGAGGCCGCAGCCGAGGCUUCGGAUUCGUCUGCUUCUCGUCUCCUGAAGAAGCCACCAGAGCCAUCACUGAGAUGAACUGUCGCGUCAUCGAGUCCAAGCCCAUAUAUGUGGCUCUGGCCCAGAGGAAGAUGGAUCGCCAGGCUCUGCUCAUCCACCAACACAUGAUGAGACGCCAGCAGCAGGUGCAGAAUCUCUCUUCAUUCAGCUUCACCCAGCCUCAGUGCUGCAGUCCUCAGGUGAAUCUCAGUGUGUGGUCAGCAGCGCAGCACAUCUACACGCCUGAAGGUCACCAUCAUCACGAGUUCAGUAGUGAUCCACAGCAGCAUUGGGCUGUUCCACAGGUCCAGGAGACUCUGAGCUCCCCCGUGUCCAGCUCAGGAGAAAACCAGAAGCAGAUGCUGGGUCUCAGUCUCUUCCCGCUGGUGCAGGAUGUGGUCGGGCCGCUGGCGAAUCAGAUCACAGAGAUGCUGCUGGAGACGGAUGAGUCUGAGCUGCUUCUGCUUCUGCGCUGCCAACAGUCUCUGUGCAUCAAGGUGAACGAAGCACUUGCUGUUCUUCAGUCUCAUCAGCCGAUGGAAGCGGCUCAGAUAUCGUUUAGCAGCCCUGCUAUUCAAGCCAUCUGAGACACAGAUAUCAAUGACCACACACAGAUUGAACAAUUAUAAAAUUUAAUAUUCAUUAGAUUUUUACAAAAUUAUUUUAAUUAAUUUAAUAAUUCAGUGUAUAUUCAAAAUAUCAUUGUGGUAAAUAAAUGUGUUUGCAAAUAUGUAUUAUUUCUGGUUUGCUUUUUGCAAGGCAUUUUUAUUCUUUUUGUUGUUGUUUUGAAAUCGCAGUUUUUAGUUUUUAUAAGUCAAUGCAGAUGUAACCUAAGCAAUAAAAAGCUAU
Messenger RNA from Carassius carassius (crucian carp), 1947 nucleotides. RefSeq names its product polyadenylate-binding protein 1-like. The transcript has 13 exons. The record is from RefSeq and is a predicted model, not a curated record. Gene Ontology annotation, cellular component: ribonucleoprotein complex. The coding region runs from base 84 to 1685 and encodes 533 amino acids. Gene Ontology annotation, molecular function: RNA binding. NCBI's taxonomy places the organism in Eukaryota, Metazoa, Chordata, Actinopteri, Cypriniformes, Cyprinidae.